This is a messenger RNA of Leptonychotes weddellii (Weddell seal), 2720 nucleotides long. Lineage: Eukaryota; Metazoa; Chordata; Mammalia; Carnivora; Phocidae. The record is from RefSeq and is a predicted model, not a curated record.
AUGCAGUCAGCCCGGGGGGUGGGGACAUCGUCACCAUGUAAUAUACAACUUGGAUUCGCCCCGAUCUCUAGGCAUGAGGAUGAUGUUCAGCACUUCAAGGUCAUGAGAGACAACAAGGGUAAUUACUUCCUGUGGACAGAGAAGUUUCCGUCUCUAAAUAAGCUGGUGGACUACUACAGGACGACUUCCAUCUCCAAACAGAAGCAGAUCUUUCUGAGGGAUAGAACCCGAGAGGAUCAGGGUCACCGGGGCAACAGCCUGGACCGGAGGCCCCAGGGAGGCCCACACCUCAGUGGGGCUGUGGGAGAAGAAAUCUGGCCUUCGAUGACGCGGAAGCUGUCGGGCCGCCCAGCGCCCCCUCCCUCGCAGUGCCCCCCAGCGCCCCCAGCACAGCAGCAACGCUACCUGCAACACCCUCAUUUCCACCAGGAACGCCGAGGAGGCAGCCUUGACAUAAACGAUGGGCACUGUGGCAUUGGCGUGGGCGGCGACACGAACCCGGCCCUCAUGCACCGGAGACACACAGACCCCGUGCAGCUCCAAGUGGCCGGGCGAGUGCGGUGGGCCCGGGCGCUGUACGACUUCGAGGCCCUCGAGGACGACGAGCUGGGGUUUCGCUGUGGAGAGGUGGUCGAGGUCCUGGACAGCUCCAACCCGUCCUGGUGGACUGGCCGCCUGCACAACAGACUGGGCCUCUUCCCUGCCAACUACGUGGCGCCCAUGAUCCGAUGAGGCCCUUCCGGGGGGUCAGAGGCUUUUGUGUGAAGCUGCCUGCAGGAGAGGGGGCAAGGAAGAGAAGCGGGAACUAUCCACGCAUACGGAUAUAUGUGUGUACGCGCACACGCACGCCUACGCCUCUGUGUACACGCAUUUUCUAAUAGUAAUUUAUUGGCGAUUUCAUUGGUUACUUAGUUGAUAUGAAAGGAAGUCAGGUGAGAAUGAUAUUCAUCCUUGUUUUUCUGCUCCCCUCAGCGGUGUGUGGAAGGCAGUGGGAAAGCUGGCUGGUGGGGAGGGGCAGAGACAUGAAACGCAAAUUCUUCCCGCCCCUAAGAUGGCCCUGCUUCCUCCUGGCCUGGGGAAUGUUCACCAAGAGUAACCCAGCGGAGAGCCACACCCCGGGCUUGGACGAGGAACCACAGGGUGGGGCUGGACUCGGUGGGGCAUGUUUGAGCUCACCUCCAAGCCCUACUCACCUUGAGGGUUUGCAGGGCAGCUUCCCUCCUGCUCUGCAAGGGUGGGCACUGCUGGGUUGAGAAUAAAGGUGCCUCCCCACAGGGCUGAGCUGGGAGCAGGAAGGGCCAAGAAGGCGGGACUGGACUGGAGCAGCAGGUGUUGCGAAGCCUGGGCAAGGCUGGCUUCACCUCCCUCCAGUGAGUGUUCCUCGGCUAGUCCUCUUCCCCGAGGCUGACCUGGAGAAACGGAGACCCCGAGGAGCCAAGCACUGGGAGACGGAGGGAUUUUCACAAAUCCCCAGUGGCUUACUUGGGAGUAACCUCUGUUUCCCGGGAUACCAAGAAAGCAGCGUCUGAGACUCUGUAAAAUGCUUAGAGAAGCCCCGGCUGAGAAAGCUGGAUUUUAGAGCCAUUAUUUUAUGGCGACAGGGUGUCUCUUUGGGUCUCUAUUUGUUUCCCCAUGUUUUGAGGAUGCUUGCCCAGUGGCACGGAGAGCAGCCCGCUCCACAAGAGCGUUGAUUCGCUAUUGUUGAUGGGUUGAUUGAUUGGCUGAGCAUGACCCUGGGUGGGAGCCAGCUUUGCAAUGAGCUUCCUGUUGGAUUUGGCUGUUGAGCCACUGCUGACAGCCCCCCCCCAACACACACACCCAAUACCUGCAUGUGGGGCCGCUAUCUCUCCUGCCACCUCACAAUAGAAUUGUGUUUCCCUUGGGGGUGUGGGUGGGGACUGGCCAGGCUGGGGAGCAGAGACACCAGAGAAGGAAACUCAGUGUUUUGGUGGAGGCCGGGAGCAAACACGUCUGCACCAAGGGCCCUGAGAAGAGGGUGUGUGUGUGUAAUGAGACCGAAAUGAAAGGGUGGGGUACCCAUGUUGGUGAGGGAGCAUGGAGGGUGAGGUGGGCUCGUUCCUUUGUCUUCUCCCCCAGCCCUUCCUGCUCUAAGGAGUGACGGCGGCAGCCAUUAUGGAGGGUGAUAGGAGAAGAAGAGUUUCUACUCAGAAGUAACUGUCAGUGUGAUGUAGGCUGUGUCCCUUUGACUCUGAAUUCUAUGAUUCUGUGAUCCCUGUGUUGUCUUUAGAGAGGAAGGGAAAAAGAAGGCGCUCUGUGGUGAGUCUUGGGGGGGAAGAGAAAAUAGCCCUGAGAGGCGGGGGGAGUCGAGCGAGAGUGAGGAGGGUCUGGCACGCAGCCUUUAGAAAUGACAGCACGGAAAGGGAAAGGGGGCAAAGACAUUUCAAAAGAUCAAGGAGCAGCGUGAGAGGGACAAAGGGAGGGAGAGGAGGCAAGACGUUAAGUGGGGCAGGUGAGGAAGACAUGGGAGUAGGAGUCAGCGAGCAGAUAAGCACGGGAAGGAGGGACGGAGCAGGUGCGGAAGGAGGAAUUAGAGCAGAGACGUGAGCGCUGGGGAAGGCAGGGGCGAAGGCACCACGAGGAUGAAGACAAAAGAGCAGGGAGAAAGAAAAGCAAGGCAAAGAAGACCUAAAAGCUAUUUUGGUGCUAGGUAAUGUGAACACGUUACAGUAAAUAAAAGCCAAAAGUGAUGUUUGAUUUUA